AAAAGAAAUCGGAUAAACAGGACGAAUCGACCCAAGCUCUCUUCAACUAUGUGGCAGAACCAGUCACUUCAACAUCUGGAACAUCUGAAACAUCUAAGAUUUCUGAACCAUCUGAGCCAGUAAUCGGUAAACCCGAAUCUAUCGAAUCUA
Molecule: messenger RNA, 150 nt
Organism: Racocetra fulgida
Lineage: Eukaryota; Fungi; Glomeromycota; Glomeromycetes; Diversisporales; Gigasporaceae
Source: the annotation of a GenBank genome assembly